This is a messenger RNA of Penicillium cinerascens, 663 nucleotides long. RefSeq lists its product as uncharacterized. Gene Ontology annotation, molecular function: amino acid transmembrane transporter activity. NCBI's taxonomy places the organism in Eukaryota, Fungi, Ascomycota, Eurotiomycetes, Eurotiales, Aspergillaceae. The record is from RefSeq and is a predicted model, not a curated record. The transcript has 2 exons. Bases 1 to 663 code for a protein of 220 amino acids. Gene Ontology annotation, cellular component: membrane. Gene Ontology annotation, biological process: amino acid transmembrane transport.
AUGACGGCCAAGCGCAUCUUUGUGCGAAUCCUACUCUUUUACGUCCUAACGAUAUUUGUGGUUGGAUUGGUUGUCUCAUCAAAUGACCCUCAUCUACUCACAAUGACCGAUACUGCUUCUCAAUCCCCAUUCGUGAUCGCGGCUCGCAAUACCGGUACCAAAGUGGUUCCAUCAACCAUCAGCGCCGUCGUUUUAACGUCGGCUUGGUCUUCGGAAUCAAGAAUCAUAUAUGGUAUGGCGACUAAUGGACAUGCGCCAUCCGUCUUCAUGCGACUUAAUCGCUUCGGAAUUCCCUACGUGGCUGUUGCGCUCUAUGGCGUGUUUAUGGCACUGGGCUAUAUGACACUUUCCCAGUCCGCUAGCACCGUAUUUACUUGGAUGCAGGACAUUGUCUCGAUUUAUACCUUGGUAAACUGGAUCUGCAUCUGCGUCGUCUACCUGCGUUUCCUGUAUGGCUGCCGCAAACAAAGCAUUGACCGCCACAAAGAGCUCCCAUGGACUGCGCCACUUCAACCAUACACUACUUGGGUAUCGCUGGUUGUGUUUAUUCUCCUGUUCUUUACCGGUGGAUUUACGACUUUUAUGAAGGAAUGUUGGAGUACGGAAACGUUCAUUUCAUCGUAUCUCAAUCUGCCGUUUAUCAUCCUCGUUUCCAUCGGAUAA